Messenger RNA from Aethina tumida (small hive beetle), 3632 nucleotides. RefSeq names its product forkhead box protein P1. Gene Ontology annotation, cellular component: nucleus. Gene Ontology annotation, biological process: regulation of transcription by RNA polymerase II. Lineage: Eukaryota; Metazoa; Arthropoda; Insecta; Coleoptera; Nitidulidae. The transcript has 16 exons. Gene Ontology annotation, molecular function: DNA-binding transcription factor activity, RNA polymerase II-specific; RNA polymerase II cis-regulatory region sequence-specific DNA binding. The coding region runs from base 201 to 2456 and encodes 751 amino acids. The record is from RefSeq and is a predicted model, not a curated record.
UCGAUACACGAGGCCCACGUUUACGCUUACGCUCACCUCUCCUCAAUUCAGUUAUAACGAGCACGUGGUGGCCGACGCCGUCGCCGCCGUCGCUGCUGCUGCCGCCUAACAUCUUGCACAUCCGAUCCUCGCCUGGCGCCAAGGCAAACGUCUGCGUCUUCAUCUCCACCUUCAUCCCCGUCUCAGCUGUCUUCAACAGCAUGCUAGAACCUCGAUGGAGGCCUGUCCAGGGCCAUAUCGGCGAUAUACCUUUCGAGAGUGCUGUUGGUUGGACAAAGAAUCAUUUUUCACCCAAUACCUGGCCUUCAACGAUACGGCAAUCCAGAUACAGUGAUGAUGGCAUUAUGGACCAAGACGUAGAUGGGGAUGGUGCUAUUAACCUUUCGACGUCGCAAAGGCCAUCGGCUGCCACCACCCCGAAUGACACUCUCCAUCAAGAUGACAUAGAACAGCAGGCUGCCUCGCUGGAGAAAGUGCUGAAGGAGCAACAGCACCAACAGCAAAUUGAGCUGGAGCGUACUUGGGAACAAGAACGCGAUGCCAAAGGUAAUAACGGUAGUACGAGUCCAAUAUCGGAGCACAGGCUGCAGGAGCACUCACCUCCUCCCUCAUCGGACUCGCAAAAAAAUCUUAGUGCCACCAUUCCACCAAUCGCACAGUCGCAGACGCCGGGAUCACAAAUGAUGACUCCAGCAUCGAACCUUCAUCACAUGCAGCAAAUAUUGCAGCAGCAUGUCCUGAACCCGACUCAGUUACAGACACUCAUGAAGCAACACUCCAUUUUGCAACAGCAACAGCAUCAGACGGAAUUUCAGCAACAUCAGCUGGCAGAAUUGGGCAAGAAGCAAAUUGAACAAACGAUGCAGCAACUUCAAGAGCAAUUACAAUUGAAUCUCAUCCAGCAAACACAUAUCUUACAAAGUGCGGACAAGAAGAAGGCUUCCGGAUCUUUGCAGCAACUUGCGUUGCAACAACAGCAAUUGAUACAGCAGCUGCAGCUCAUUCAACGCCAAUACGUGGUCCAUCAGGGCAUCGGCAUACAGCCGUUAAUGAUGUCGCAGGGGCAAGGUCUUAAUCGAGACGUCAUGAGUCCGUGGAAGGAACUCAGUGAAUCACACAUAACAAACAGUAAGCCACUUCCAGAGUAUAAGUCAGAAAGUCCUCCCACGCUACUGGGGAUGAUCCCUAAGAGAGAAGAGACGCCUUCGGAAGACGCGAAACAGGAGAGGACCACAACUCCGGACAGUGUCCAUCAUUUGUAUGGCCACGGUGUGUGUAAGUGGCCUGGAUGCGAAACACGAUGCGACGACUUGCAAACGUUCAUAAAGCAUUUAAACACAGAGCACACAUUAGAUGACAGAUCAACUGCCCAGGCUCGUGUACAAAUGCAGGUUGUAUCUCAGUUGGAGCUGCAACUGCAGAAAGAAAGGGACAGGUUGCAAGCCAUGAUGCACCACUUGCAUUUAUCUAAACAGUUGGGCUCCCCGGAGCCGCACAAAGACUCUGCCGUGUCUUCAGGUAAAUUACCUGUCAGUGCUACCUUACCCCAACCUCCGGUAUCCAUUGGUCCAAUGGUGUCGUCCGUCAGAUCUCCAGUGCUGCACGCCACUGCUCCAAACGUGGCCGGCCCCAUCAGACGGAGGUUGAGCGACAAGUCCGCUCUUUCUUUGGCUGGAGGCUUACCGUAUAUGCUAGAAAGGGCUGGGCUAGAUGUUCAACAAGAGAUUCAAAGGAAUAGGGAAUUUUAUAAAAAUGCCGACGUACGACCACCCUUUACUUACGCAUCUUUAAUACGUCAGUCAAUAAUUGAGUCCCCAGACAAGCAGUUAACCCUCAACGAAAUCUACAAUUGGUUCCAAAACACGUUCUGCUACUUUAGAAGAAACGCAGCCACUUGGAAGAAUGCAGUGCGGCACAACCUGUCUCUCCACAAAUGUUUCAUGCGCGUGGAAAACGUAAAAGGGGCAGUUUGGACUGUGGACGAAGUGGAAUUCUACAAGAGAAGGCCACAGCGAUGCUCAUCAGGGCCAUUGGCCCAACCAGUCGUCGGGGGUUCUGCUUCUAAAAGUCCCACGAUGAAUCACAGUCCGACUUUGUACGGAGAUCAUAUUCCAGCGAACGUUCAGUUUAUGCAGGCGUCGUUGAUGGACGAAAACAACCUAUCAUUCCUGAACAGCCCUAACGUGUUGGCCAACCGACACCGGGACAGGUCCGAAUCUCCUUCACACGAACAUCAUAUGCGAUCUCCGAUGAACGGAGGAUUGCACAUUAAACAGGAGGGCAUGAUGAACCAAGAUCAUCAUGUCACUAGGGAGUCCGAACAAAUGAGUCAUGUGAUAAAACGAGAAGUGCAAUCAGAAUAUGACGAUAUGGAUCAUGAACAACAUUCUGACAACAUGGCAGAAGAUUUGACGAUGGGAUCGGAUCACACGGAAUCGAACCUGUUAGAUGCAUAGUGUUUAAAUUGUGAUUAGGUGCGGGGAAAUUUUAUGUGAGUUAACUCGAAUUGUUAACUAAACAUGAGAAGAAAAAUAAACAUUAACUGUUGAGAAAAAAAAAACAUUAGUCUUAGAAUUAGAGGCAUAUCUGAUCUGAUCUGAAGAAUUGACGACUGUAUGAAUUUGUAUUAUAUUUGAGUGUAAAUAUUAUAUUGUAAAAGGGAGUGUGUUGAAAACUGUUACUGUUUAGACCAACUUUUUCUUAAGUUGGAGUAUGUUGUAUAAUCAGUAUCCGUAUAGAUCUUCAUUUCUUUAUUAAAACAGGGUUAUUUGUUACUUGAUGGACUUGGCUUAGCCAAAACAAUCUUACCAUAGACUUAUGAAGCAAGCAAGUAAGCAAGCAGUUCUUGCAUAUCAUAUGUAUGUGUAUGUGGUCUAGGAACUGUUGCGACUGGUACGAUACAUGCCAAAGCACUAACAGUGCAUGUUAUUUAUGUUUAUGUUUAUGGUAUCGUUACGCUCAUAUAGUGAUGUAAAAUAAGCAAUAUUGUAAAUUAUUAUCGUUAAGCAUUCGUGCUAUUAUAUUCUAUCUUUACGAGGAAAUUUAAUUCCAUAUCAUUAUCUAAAAUAAAUCAUAUAUCAGUGUAUAAAUAGUAGAUAAUACAUUUUCCUAUACAUAAUUAAUACGUUUAGCUAAUUUCAAUGCAUCUUUUCGCUCACAUAAUGUAUUUACAUUAUUUAUUCUGUUCAUAUCGUUUUGUUAUUGUUUUGCCAUUUGUAAUAUCGAGGUUGCCAAAUACAUUCGCGUACAUGUGAUAGUACCUUAGUUCAGAUUUAUUACCUAAUCUAGAAAAUUUAGAUAGAUAUUAAGCGUGGCAUAUUGCAUGGAAUUAUUUGCAAUAAUUUCUGUUAGAAUUGGAAUAAGACAGUCGACUUCAGCUACGAUACUCAGUUUGCCAAUGAUUACUACAUAUCAAGUAGAUAGAUAGAUAGACGAUGUCUUUAGACUGUUCUUCUUAAUUGACAGUAUAAAGAAUCCUUUCUCUUCUUCUGACACUCUCUUAUACCAAUUCACUCUUUUAUUAUCCAUCACUAUCUUCAUGUAAAAUGUAUUGUACGGUUACUCGUAUAUCAGUUUCCCAUUUGUUUAAACAACUAUGAAUGAAUUACAAUAAACUCAGCAAUAAACUUUUA